GAUCCGCCCGGGGCUCAGGGCGCGGCCGACCUCGCCUCCCGCGAUGCCCAGGGGCCGCCCGGCCGCGGGGCCCGGGGUCUCCGCCCGCGAGGAGCGCGGCUUCCGGGCCCUCAUGGACCUCGCGCACGGCUUCAUGGCCUCGCAGGUGCUGUUCGCGGGCUGCGCGCUGGGCGUGUUCGACGCCGCGGCCCUGGGCCCCGUGGACGCCGCGGCGCUGGCGAGGUCGUCGGGCCUGAGCCCCCGGGGGACGCGGCUGCUGCUCGACGCCUGCGCGGGGCUGGGGCUGCUGCGGCGGCGGCGGCGGCGGGGGGCGGGGCCCGGGCGCGGCCCCGCCUACACCAACUCCGCCCUGGCGUCCGCCUUCCUGGUGUCGGGCAGCCCCCUGUCGCAGCGCAGCCUCCUGCUCUACCUCGCGGGCACCACCUACCUCUGCUGGGCGCGGCUGGCAGACGGCGUGCGGGAAGGGCGGAGCCAGUACGGCCGGGCCGUGGGCGUGGACACCGACGACCCCUUCACCGCCAUCUACAGGUCGGAGGCCGAGCGCCUGCUGUUCAUGCGGGGCCUGCAGGAGACCUGGAGCCUGUGCGGGGGGCGGGUCCUCGCGGCCUUCGACCUCUCGCCCUUCCGCGUCAUCUGCGACCUCGGCGGCGGGUCCGGGGCGCUGGCCCGCCAGGCCGCCCGCCUCUACCCGGGCAGCGAGGUCACCGUGUUCGAGACGCCCGAGGUCGCGGCCGCCGCCCGCGCCCACUUCCCGCCCCCCGCGGACGAGGAGGGGGUGGGGCCCCGCGUGCGCUUCCUGUCAGGCGACUUCUUCCGCUCGCCGCUGCCGCCCGCCGACCUCUACAUCCUGGCCCGGGUCCUGCACGACUGGGCGGACGCCGCCUGCGUGGCCCUGCUGGGGCGGGUGCGGGGCGCCCUGCGGCCAGGCGGCGCGGUGCUGCUGGUGGAGAGCGUGCUGUCCCCGGGCGGGGCGGGGCCCACGCGGACGCUGCUGCUGUCGCUGACGAUGCUGCUGCAGGCCCGGGGCCGCGAGCGCACGGAGGCCGAGUACCGGGGCCUGGCCGCCCGCGCCGGCUUCUCCCGCCUGCGGCUGCGGCGCCCGCGGGGCCCCUACCACGCCAUGAUGGCCGCCCGGGGGGGCGAGGCUGCGGGGGCCGGGCGGGGGGCGGAGUCGCCUGUGGGGAGGGGCGCAGGAAGUGACGUCGGCGACCAGGAGUGAGGCAGGAAGUCCAGGGCGUGUAUUUUUGUCCCCUAGGGUCACUUCCUGU
Messenger RNA from Mus pahari (shrew mouse), 1268 nucleotides. It is a transcript of the gene Asmt, whose product is annotated as acetylserotonin O-methyltransferase. Gene Ontology annotation, molecular function: O-methyltransferase activity. Lineage: Eukaryota; Metazoa; Chordata; Mammalia; Rodentia; Muridae. The coding region runs from base 44 to 1219 and encodes 391 amino acids. The record is from RefSeq and is a predicted model, not a curated record. The transcript has 8 exons.